Messenger RNA from Ooceraea biroi (clonal raider ant), 1200 nucleotides. RefSeq names its product V-type proton ATPase subunit Vha13 (gene Vha13). Gene Ontology annotation, biological process: synaptic vesicle lumen acidification. Lineage: Eukaryota; Metazoa; Arthropoda; Insecta; Hymenoptera; Formicidae. Gene Ontology annotation, molecular function: proton-transporting ATPase activity, rotational mechanism; ATP hydrolysis activity. The record is from RefSeq and is a predicted model, not a curated record. Gene Ontology annotation, cellular component: vacuolar proton-transporting V-type ATPase complex; vacuolar proton-transporting V-type ATPase, V1 domain.
CAGAGGGCGGAAGCUCCCAAGUCAUAUGAUCGAUUCGUGAUAGCUCGCCGUUCUCUACUCGCUCGUCGCAAAGAUGGCCAGCCAGACGCAGGGUAUCCAGCAGCUUCUGGCCGCUGAGAAGCGCGCUGCGGAGAAGGUCUCGGACGCCAGGAAACGUAAAGCACGUCGUCUAAAACAGGCCAAGGAGGAAGCUCAGGAUGAGAUCGAGAAGUAUCGACAGGAGCGAGAAAGGCAAUUCCGCGAAUUUGAGGCCAAGCAUAUGGGUUCCAAGGAGGACGUAGCUGCGCGUAUCGAGGCGGACACGCGACUCAAGAUAGAAGACAUGAAUCAGGCCGUUUCUGUGCACAAAAGUACAGUCAUGCUUAAAAUCCUGGACUUGGUGUACGAUAUCAAGCCGGAACUGCACGGCAAUUACCGCAUUGAGGUCUAAGGAUCACAAGAAUUGCGUCUAACAGCUAUCUAUAAAUAUGGUACAUCUUACGCUAUAAAUGUACAUUGGAUAUUACCGUUCACUUGUAUUGUAUCUCUUAAUAUGUAUUUAUCGCUGUUAUAUCAUGUAACAUGUUAUGUUUUAUUGAAGGAACUGUACACAAUGUAACUGUGUAGGCAGCGAUACUCAAACUAACAUUGCUAGAAUCUUUCUUUCCCCCGCAGUUGCUACACGACAAUAAAUGUAACCGUACUGUUAUUAUCGCUGAGCUUUUCACCGGCACGUAUUCGGGCAGUUUGAGAAUUGCUGUAAUGUAGUUGCAUCGUGCACAAGGAGUAAUACACUAAAACGGAGUACCAGGUCGGUCCGGUGCGCCAAGGCCUAGGCGCAUCGGGACGACGUACGUACGCACGGUUGUUAAGAUUUAGAUACGGCUAGCGCCGAAGGCUAUCUAGGGUGGUGGUAACGAAUUUUAUGUCGUUAAAUGUAUGUCAUUAGAUGUCAUUCCAUGAUUCUGUCGCAUCGAGGACGCGAAACGUAACGAGAUUCUCUCCUACAGCCUCUCGCGGUUCACGGACAAGCUCCCAGUCGACGGUGAACCACGCGACGAUGUAGCAACAUUUUAAUUUUCUCGCUCCUUUAUCUUUUAAAGCCUGUUGAUAUUACGAAGUGGAUAGCUUCACAUAUCUAUAUCCCGUCUCUGUAAGCUGGUUGGUUGUCUGUACGAUAUUAGUGUCGAAAAUAUAAAGGAAAAGAAGAGGACAAAACCC